This is a messenger RNA of Oncorhynchus keta (chum salmon), 2139 nucleotides long. Its product is annotated as cell surface glycoprotein 1-like. The transcript has a single exon. Bases 1 to 2139 code for a protein of 712 amino acids. The record is from RefSeq and is a predicted model, not a curated record. Lineage: Eukaryota; Metazoa; Chordata; Actinopteri; Salmoniformes; Salmonidae.
AUGUAUCCUACACAGAGACAAGAUAGAGAGACUCAAAGAGACCAAGUACUACAACACUGCCACUCACUCAGCUCUCCCUGCCUGUCCUACAACACCCCCAGUCCUCCAACACCCCUGUCCUCCAACACCCCCUGUCCUCCAACACCCCCUGUCCUCCAACACCCCCAGUCCUCCAACACCCCUGUCCUCCAACACCCCCAGUCCUCCAACACCCCCAGUCCUCCAACACCCCUGUCCUCCAACACCCCCAGUCCUCCAACACCCCCUGUCCUCCAACACCCCCUGUCCUCCAACACCCCCUGUCCUCCAACACCCCCAGUCCUCCAACACCCCCUGUCCUCCAACACCCCCAGUCCUCCAACACCCCCAGUCCUCCAACACCCCCUGUCCUCCAACACCCCCAGUCCUCCAACACCCCCUGUCCUCCAACACCCCCAGUCCUCCAACACCCCUGUCCUCCAACACCCCCUGUCCUCCAACACCCCCUGUCCUCCAACACCCCUGUCCUCCAACACCCCUGUCCUACAACACCCCCUGUCCUCCAACACCCCCAGUCCUCCAACACCCCCUGUCCUCCAACACCCCCAGUCCUCCAACACCCCCUGUCCUCCAACACCCCCAGUCCUCCAACACCCCUGUCCUCCAACACCCCCAGUCCUCCAACACCCCCUGUCCUCCAACACCCCCUGUCCUCCAACACCCCCAGUCCUCCAACACCCCUGUCCUCCAACACCCCCUGUCCUCCAACACCCCCUGUCCUCCAACACCCCCUGUCCUCCAACACCCCUGUCCUCCAACACCCCCUGUCCUCCAACACCCCCUGUCCUCCAACACCCCCUGUCCUCCAACACCCCCUGUCCUCCAACACCCCCAGUCCUCCAACACCCCCUGUCCUCCAACACCCCCAGUCCUCCAACACCCCCUGUCCUCCAACACCCCCAGUCCUCCAACACCCCCUGUCCUCCAACACCCCCAGUCCUCCAACACCCCCUGUCCUCCAACACCCCCUGUCCUCCAACACCCCCUGUCCUCCAACACCCCCUGUCCUCCAACACCCCCAGUCCUCCAACACCCCCUGUCCUCCAACACCCCCAGUCCUCCAACACCCCCUGUCCUCCAACACCCCUGUCCUCCAACACCCCCUGUCCUCCAACACCCCCAGUCCUCCAACACCCCCUGUCCUCCAACACCCCCAGUCCUCCAACACCCCCAGUCCUCCAACACCCCCUGUCCUCCAACACCCCCAGUCCUCCAACACCCCUGUCCUCCAACACCCCCUGUCCUCCAACACCCCUGUCCUCCAACACCCCCUGUCCUCCAACACCCCCUGUCCUCCAACACCCCCUGUCCUCCAACACCCCCUGUCCUCCAACACCCCCAGUCCUCCAACACCCCCUGUCCUCCAACACCCCCUGUCCUCCAACACCCCUGUCCUCCAACACCCCCAGUCCUCCAACACCCCCUGUCCUCCAACACCCCCAGUCCUCCAACACCCCUGUCCUCCAACACCCCCAGUCCUCCAACACCCCCUGUCCUCCAACACCCCCAGUCCUCCAACACCCCCUGUCCUCCAACACCCCCUGUCCUCCAACACCCCCAGUCCUCCAACACCCCCUGUCCUCCAACACCCCUGUCCUCCAACACCCCCUGUCCUCCAACACCCCCUGUCCUCCAACACCCCUGUCCUCCAACACCCCCUGUCCUCCAACACCCCCCAGUCCUCCAACACCCCUGUCCUCCAACACCCCCAGUCCUCCAACACCCCCUGUCCUCCAACACCCCCAGUCCUCCAACACCCCUGUCCUCCAACACCCCCAGUCCUCCAACACCCCUGUCCUCCAACACCCCCUGUCCUCCAACACCCCCAGUCCUCCAACACCCCCUGUCCUCCAACACCCCUGUAGACAGUCCUCCAACACCCCCAGUCCUCCAACACCCCCUGUCCUCCAACACCCCCUGUCCUCCAACACCCCCUGUCCUCCAACACCCCCUGUCCCCCAACACCCCCAGUCCUCCAACACCCCCAGUCCUCCAACACCCCCAGUCCUCCAACACCCCCAGUCCUCCAACACCCCCAGUCCUCCAACACCCCCUGUAGACAGUCCUACAACACCCCCAGUCCUCCAACACCCCCUGUAG